ACCCGGCCCACGUGGUCGCACAGGGAAGAAUUUUACCGGGAAAUUCUUUUGUCCCAGCAACAGUACAAAAUCUGACGAGAAGUCUCAAAGUAUGUCACUAUGAAUCUGUCCUGACCCAAGCUGUGAACAAUCUGAGGAAAAUAUUUGGUGAAUCUGUCGUUUUCUGGGUAGACAGAGCGUUGCAUCAUAGGAUCGGACGACAUUCAUUUGAGUGGAAGCAGCCAUUUUGGCUCAUUUGGUCUCCGGGCGUCGUGAGGAACGGACGUGGGCUGCGCUGCUGCUAGAUGGGGGCUCCGGUUUUCCUCGUUCUCUCCUUAUUUUUGACUGGAAGUCAGUAUUUUAAAGGAUGUUUGGCGGAGUGUUCAUCAGACCAGUUCCAGUGCGGAGACGGGUCAUGUAUCCCCCAGGCCUGGAGGUGUAACACUCAGGAGAACUGUCCUGAUGGCAGCGACGAGGCAGACUGUGAGAAAACCUGGCAGUGCCACCCUUUCCACUUCCACUGUGGCAGUGGGGAGUGCAUCAAGGUCCGCUGGAGAUGUGACAGGGAACCGGACUGUCAGGACGGCUCGGAUGAGGUGGGGUGCCCAGACAUGACCCCCACUGUGUGUAGUUCAGACCAGUUCCGCUGCCUCACAGGAGACUGUGUCCCCUCCUCUGUACGGUGUGACAACAACACAGACUGCUCAGAUGGGUCAGACGAGCGAGGCUGCUACCAUUCGGAGUGCAGGGAGGACUAUUGGCAGUGUGGGACGGGGGAGUGUGUUCGAGUGGCCUGGCUGUGUGAUGGCGAGACAGACUGUAUGGACAAGAGCGAUGAAGACAACUGUACUGUAACGUGUAGCCCUACCCGAACCCUAUGUAGCAGUGGGUGCAUCCCCACAAGUUGGGUUUGCGAUGGUACAGCUGACUGCAAAGAAGGAGAGGAUGAAAGCAAUUGCACACUGUCAGAAAGGGAAGUGGGCCCAGCUGGCACAGACGGCUGUGGUGAGGACAAGUUCCCCUGUUCAGACGGGAGCUGUGUGUCGUCCAGGUGGAGGUGUGACGGCGACUUUGACUGUCCAGAUGAAAGUGACGAGGCUGGAUGUGAUGUUGCUACCAGUGGUGGGAGUGGGUGCCUGUCCCACCAGUUCCAGUGUGCCAGUGGGGAGUGUAUCGAGAGUCUGUGGCACUGUGAUGGGGAGAAGGACUGCCAGGAUGGCACGGAUGAGGACCAAUGUGGUGUGCACACCUGUCAGCCAGGCCAGGUGAUGUGUGACGACGGCCUCUGUAUCAGCCACACCUGGUUAUGUGAUGGAGACAGGGACUGCAGGGACAGCACUGAUGAACAAAACUGUGGCUCCUCUUACCCCCCAGUGUUGCCGUUCUGUAAGGCUACCCAGUUCACCUGCUCAGAUGGCUCCUGUGUCGACCGAGCCUUACUGUGUAAUGGUCAGGAGGACUGUGCUGACGGAAGUGACGAAGGAACUCAAUGUGUUGUGGACCACUGUGUGUUACACUUCGGAGCCUGUAGCCAGCUGUGUGAUGCAACAGAAAGUUCCUUCAAGUGUUCCUGUGCGGACGGCUACAAGUUGGAACCAGAUGGCAGCACUUGUCGGGCCAUGGGAGAAGAGCCGUACCUACUUGUUGCUGAGACCAGCAGCAUCAGAAAGGUUGUUCACAUUCACCAUAGCAACAGGACAGACUACAUGCCCGUGGUUAGGGGGGUGGGCAGCCCCGCAGCGCUGGACUACCACCUGGCUCGGCAGAAUCUGUUCUGGGUGGAGUCUGGCAGUAUCAAGUCAGCAGGUCUGGAUGGAAGAGGCAAUAAAACUAUUCUUACAGGUCUUGGUGAGGUGGAAAGCCUUGCUGUUGACUGGGUGGGAGAGAACCUAUACUGGACAGACUCAGCCAAAAAGUACAUUGCAGUAUCCACACUAGAGGGCCUCUACAAAACAAGUGUGGUGAGCUCUCUAGGACUGCUCAAGGCCCUAGUACUGGACCCAAAGAACAGGAACAUGUACUGGAGUGACUGUGGUGCGAUUCCCAAGAUUGAGAUGUCUGGCAUGGAUGGAUCAGGCAGAGAGAUGAUCGUGAGAAAGAAGCUCCUGUGGCCUAUUGGCCUGUCCCUGGACCAUCCUUCCAACAGGCUCUUCUGGAUGGACUCCAAACUCAAGGUCCUAGAGUCCACAGACCUGCGUGGGGAGAACAGAUACCUGAUCCGAGGGUUGGACGUUGGGCAGCCCUUCUCCAUGGCUGUGUUUGAAGACCUGGUGUACUGGAGUGACGACAGAACCAACAAAGUCAAGCUGGCGCACAAGUACACAGGAGACAGGGUGUACGUGUUGGUCAGGGCCCAGCAACCCACUGGGGUGAAGAUGGUUCAUCCACUCAACCAGAUUGAAGCCCCUAACCCCUGCAGGAGUGGAGAUGGGAACACCUGCAGCCAUCUGUGUCUGCUGUCCCCCACACAGCCGCAGGGUUACACCUGCAUGUGUCCUACUGGCUGGCAGCUGCAUGAUGGGACAACCUGUCAGGACCCACAGUCACUGUUCCCCGAUCCUACCGUGGAGAAUUGUGGUGAAGACAAAUUUCAGUGUGCCAAUGGGCGCUGUAUCCCCUCUCACUGGGUCUGCGACACUGAUAAUGACUGUACCGACAAUUCUGAUGAAUCUGAUUGUGGAGCGGUGACGUGUCCAGCCGGCCAGUUCCAGUGUCUGCAGGGCUACCCAUGUAUCCAGAUGUCGUGGCGGUGUGACGGUUACAGGGACUGUCCUGAUAACUCGGACGAGGAGGGAGGAUGUGGUACGACCCUACGCUUCACUACUAGGAACAAGCGCGCAACUACUGAACCCAAGGCCUGUGAGUUCCAGUGUAAGUCUGGACACUGCAUCCCCCAGACCUGGCACUGUGACCAUGACACUGACUGUUCAGAUGGCUCAGAUGAAGAGGACUGUGACUAUGAGGGCUGCAAUGAGGGUGAGUUUCAGUGCGAGAAUGGACAGUGUAUUCUGGGGAGUUGGAAAUGUGACGGGGACAACGACUGUGAGGAUCGGUCUGACGAGGCAGAUUGUGGCAUAACGGCAGCCCCAGACUGUGAUGGUUUUCAGUGUGCCGACCGUUCCCACUGCAUCCCUAAUGUCUGGCUGUGUGACUUCAAGAACGACUGCCUAGACGGCUCUGAUGAGAGCAACUGCACUCAGAAGGCGUGCCACCCCAUGGAGCUGCAGUGUGGGAGCGGGGAGUGUGUUCCUCUGCGCUGGAAGUGUGAUGGAGACCAGGACUGCAGUGACGGUGCAGAUGAACAGGACUGCACCACAGGUGAUUUUGUGGACUGUGCAGAGGGGUACUCCUGUGGGGAUGGCCUGUGUGUGCAGUUACAGGUGGUCUGUGAUGGCACUUCCAACUGCAGGAAUGGGAAAGACGAAGGGGGCAAAUGUGGUCCACACCUGUGUGAGACAUCCCCAUGUGCUGGGCCAGCUGACUGUUACCCCACACCUGAAGGCCCCCUCUGUCACUGUCAUGUAGGGUUCAACAUCAGCUCGGACAAUGUCACAUGUGAAGAUGUGAAUGAGUGUGCUACACCUGGCAGCUGUAGUCAAGGCUGUGACAACACCAAGGGGUCCUACAGGUGCAGCUGUAGGGAUGGCUACCUGCUGGAACUGGGAACAAAGUGCAAGGCGCAAGGCCCCAAUCCAGUUCUCGUGGUAUCUUCCCGAAACGACAUCCGUACCCAAGACCUGAGGACAGGCCAGUACAGCUCUGUUGUCAGUCACCUCAGGAACACUGUUGCACUGUCCUUUGACAGUUUGGAGGAAAGGUUGUACUGGACCGAUGUGUCUGAUGAGACUAUCUCCUCUGUCAAGCUGGGGGGAGAAGACAUCAGGAGAGUGGUUACAACAGGACUGAAGACCCCAGACGGCCUGGCAGUAGACUGGGUGGGGAGGAACCUGUACUGGACAGAUGCAGGCACCAACACCAUCUCUGUCAGCACCAUGGACGGAGCCCACCAGACUGUGCUGCUGAGUGACAACCUGGACAAGCCAAGGGCCAUAGCAGUGGACCCCAGAAAUGGUCUGCUGUACUGGACUGAUUGGGGUUAUGAACCUAAGAUUGAGGUAGCCGGAAUGGACGGGUCAGAGAGGAGAGUCAUAGAAAACCACCUGGUGGGCUGGCCCAAUGAUCUGGUCAUUGAUUUCUCCCUGGACAAGAUCUAUUGGAUUGAUGCCAAGCUGGACAUUGCUCAUAAAAUGGAUCUAGAUGGUGGGAAUAGGGAGAUUGUAAUGGAGGAACAGUUGGAGCACCCGUUCUCCCUGGCCGUGUUUGAAGACUUCCUGUACUGGUCAGACUGGCACCUGGCCUCGGUGCAGACGGCAGACAAGUUUACUGGCAAACAUCAGCGUGACAUGGUGAAAGGGAUGAGCCAACCCAUGGGCAUCCUGGUCUAUCAUCCUCUGCAGCAGCCUACUAUGCUUAACCCAUGUGAAGACAGCCCGUGUUCCCACCUGUGCCUGCUGAGACCAGGAGGAGGGUUCACCUGUUCCUGUACAGAAGGACUACACGUGGCUGUGGACGGACGCACCUGUAUCGAUGACAGUUCGCAGGCCUACCUGCUGUUCUCCAUGCACACUGAGAUCAGACAGCUGAACCUGGAUGGGGUCUCCAGCACUUCAGAGGCCCUGAAGCCGGCAGGGGCACAGAGUGUUGUAGCGCUGGACUUCCACUGGGACAAACAGAUGCUGUUCUACAGCGAUGUCACUUCUGAUGUCAUCUACAGGACCUACCUGAACAACACAGAGAGAAGUGAGGUAGUGGUAGACCAGGGUCUGCACACUGUGGAUGGUCUGGCCGUAGACUGGCUGGGAGACAACCUGUUCUGGGUAGACUCUGGCAGGAACAUAAUUGAGAUGUCCCGUCUGGACGGGGCCUAUCGCUCCACCUUCCUCAGGCACAGACUGGACAAACCCAGGGGCAUCGCUGUGGACCCCGUCAACGGGUACUUGUUCUUGAGUGACUGGGGCAGUGACCCUAAGAUUGAGCGUGUCAACCUGGAUGGAGCAGACAGGAGAAUCCUUGUCAGUUCUGGUCUCAAGUGGCCUAAUGGCAUCACAUUGGAUUUUACAGAGGGAGAGCUGUACUGGGCUGAUGCAGGGACAGACAGUAUAGAGUCAGUCCACACAGACGGAGGAAACAGGAGGACAGUCCUGGAGAACCUGGAGCAUCCGUUUGCUCUCACCGUCUCUCAGAACAGGAUCUUCUGGACUGACUGGAACACAGCCUCCAUCCACAGUGCCAAUAAGCACACAGGCAUCAGCUCCACUGUUCUUCUGAGCAGACAGCAUGGCAUCAUGGACCUCAAGCUAGUGGAUGAAUACAGGCAGCAAGGUACCAGUCCCUGUGCUGUAAACAACGGUGGGUGUAGUCACUUCUGCCUGAACACACCUGCUGGACACAGGUGCACCUGUCCAGACAACUUGCACCUGGAGGGGAACACCUGUAAAGAGUAUGAGAAGUGUCCCUCAGACAUGUUCCAGUGUGGAGACAAGAGCUGUCUGGCAGAAGAGCUGGUGUGUGAUGGGAACGUGGACUGCCAGGAUGCAUCAGAUGAGCACAACUGUCAACAUACCUGCUCAGUGUUUGACUUUACGUGCACCAAUGGGCGGUGUAUCAUGGAGGCCUGGCACUGUGACGGGGAGGAUGACUGUGGGGAUGGGUCAGACGAGGCGGGCUGCCAGCCGGUCACCUGUCCUCCUCAGACCUUCCUGUGUGAUGGUUACAGGUGCUUGCCUGAUGGAAGAAGGUGUGAUCAGGUGCAGGACUGCACAGACGGUACAGACGAACACGGCUGUCCUGACACAGACUGUAGUGCCGAGCAGGGUCUGAUCCCGUGCCAGUCCGGAGGCUGUGUCCCCGAGCAGUGGCGCUGUGAUGGCCACCCCGACUGUGACGACGGCUCGGACGAGCCCGCGGACUGCCCCACCCCGACCACCACCUGCCAGACCACCGAGUUCACCUGCACCAACGGGGCCUGCGUCUCCCACAGCUGGGUGUGUGACGGUCAGGACGACUGUGGGGAUAACUCAGACGAGCGCAGCUGUGAGGGGCAGGCUGAGACGACGUGCCAGGGGGAUCAGUUCGCCUGCAACUCUGGUGUCUGUAUCCCUGACAAGUGGAAAUGUGACGGAGACGCCGACUGCAGGGAGGGAGAGGACGAGGAGGGAUGUGGUGUUGCAGCAUGUGGUGCAGGUGAGUUCAGCUGUGGGACCCACGUGUGCAUCCCUGUCAGGUGGAGAUGUGAUGGAGACAAUGACUGUGGCAACAUGGCAGAUGAACAGGACUGUGUGCACCAGGCUACAACAACUCCACAGGUGCCCCAGACAACCGUGGCUGCCUGGAGAGAGUGUGGACCGGAGGAGUGGAAGUGCCUGACCAGGGAGUGUGUACCUCUGUCCCAGGUGUGUGAUGGGAGGUCAGACUGUGCGGAUGCCUCAGAUGAGGGAGGACUUUGUGCUUCUGUGUGUCAGGAUAAUGGUGGGUGUACAGGAACAUGCCACGCCACCCCGGGAGGGAGAUGGUGCAGCUGCCAUCCUGGGUACAAGCUCCUGGAGGAUGGGGCCACCUGUGCAGACAUCAAUGAGUGUGCAAGUCCUGGCAUGUGUAGUCAGUUCUGUACCAACGACAAAGGCACAUACUACUGCUCCUGUGAUGAGGGCUACAGACUGGAUCCAGACCACCGAACAUGCAGGGCAACAGGAGGUUCAGCUAAGUUGUUGUUUUCAACUGGCUAUGAGAUCCGAGCUAUGAACCUGAACAGCAGGCAGUAUGAAAGUGUUGUGGUGGACAAUGCCGGGCACAUGGUCGGCCUCGAGUACAACCUCAACUCCCAGGAAAUCUACUGGACUGACGCAACACUGGGUACCAUCAACAGGUUAUCCCUGACCUCAGGUAACUGGAGUAAGUUUGUGGAUGGUCUGGAGUCACCUGAUGGCCUGGCACUGGACUGGAUCGGGAACAACCUGUACUGGACAGAUGCAGGCACCAACAUGGUCGGGGUGUGCAGUCUGCCGUCCUGUCAGCACAGAGCUGUCCUGUUACAACACAACAUAGACAAACCAAGGGCGAUUGCACUCAACAUGGCAGAGAGGACGCUAUACUGGUCUGAGUGGGGGGUUGAGCCCAAGAUAGAGCGAGCAGACAUGGACAGUGGCAACAGAAGGAUGAUCAUCACCACAGGCAUCUUCUGGCCCAACGCACUUGUUGUGGACGACAUCCUGAAGAGACUGUACUUUGCAGACGCACGGCUGGAUAAGAUUGAGUACUGUGACUAUGAUGGGAAGAACAGGGUUUCCCUCCCCACCACUGUGAAGCACCCCUUUGGUCUGGCCCUGUUUGAAGACUUGAUGUACUGGACUGACUGGCACAGAGAGGCCGUGGAGUCUGCCAACAGGCUGACAGGGGAGGACACUGUCAAAAUAAAGGACGGGCUUCACAGACCAAGUGGUAUUAAGGUCAUGCACUCUGUACUCAGGAAGUCAGCACCAAAUCCCUGCUCCUCAGCACCCUGUAGCCACUUGUGUCUGCUGAAGCCUGGCGGUUUCAGCUGUGUGUGUCCCAAGGGAUACGAGUUCAUCCCAGGGAGCAGGGCAGAAUGUGUGCCUACAGUCUUCCCCACCUCAACACCUGCCACUGAAUCAUCUGAAGUGAGUCCCAACAUGCCUGCUGGAUGUCUCCGUGGGUACUGCCUGAAUGGAGGGACAUGCAUGGUUGUUGAUGGGUGGGUGGAGUGCAGGUGCCAUCCAGGGUUUACAGGGCUCCACUGUCAGCAUGGUCCUGAUGUUGUGAAUGACAGCAGGUCCAGUCCUCAAGGCUCUGAAGAUCGUGGCUGGAUUGCAGGCCUGGUCUGUGGAGUUCUGCUGUUGAUCCUCAUCGUGGGGAUUGCUACUUACUACAUCUUUGAACAAAGACGCAGACGUCACCUGGGGACCCUCCCCAUUAUCCACUUCUCUAACGUCCUGUCCAGCAGAGGUAAGGGGAACAGUGAACUGAGGAAGCUGAUGAAGGGCCACGAGCCUGACCCUCCUGAACCCAAACAGAAGAAGAUGUCUUACUCCAACCCACUCUACUCACCUGUGCCUCCCGAUAUUGAGGAGAACUGUAACAACCCCAAGAUCAUCCACGUGGUGUCUGCGGAGUCGCUGGAGACAGCCUGUUACCCCGGUAACCUGGUGUGUGAGGGAGACGCUGCCUCUUCCAGCAGCAGCACAGAGGAUCUGGUGGAGGGAACCUGCACCGAAACUCAGGGGCUCGUCUGAUGGGGCAACGACUGGGCACGCAAAUAUCCAAGCCAUUCCAAGUCUUUUGAUGCUGCAAUGUUUUGGGACAUUCCAACUACCAUGUAACAAUGUCAGAAGGACAUGAUCAAGAAGUUCUAAACCUUUAAGGGAACUUCAUGUGACUUUGAAUUCAAUGGAACCCUAAUACCAAAAAAGUGUUGCAUGUUUCAAGCUUUUACUUGACCAAUUGAUACAUGCUCAGUUCUGCAAUACAUGACAUCAGAUUGGUGAUAAGUGUUGCCGUGUUGCCUUAUAAAUGGCCUUAAAGGCCUACUUCUCCUAGAAAAUAUGUGAUUUACUGUUGGUCCUGUGCCGACUUGCUGCUCACAGUGGAGCUGAAACACCCAUAGAUUUGUUGUUGUUGCAUAAAUGUUGUUUCUCUGACCACACUCCUGACAGGUAGUCAAGAUAAGUCAGAUGUAACAUUGCCUUAAUGUGUCUGUGAAAACUCAGGCAAAUAAUUACUGUCCAGAUGUGCUUAUUGUAAAUCUGUCCUACCUCAUGUUUGAGGAUGACAAUAAGACUAUCAGAGCUGCUUCCUAGGGCUGCUAUAGUUGUAAAUAUCUCUAGAAUGCAAAGAAGAUCCUAUAGUUGCAAAGAUACUGCUUUAGUAGACCAUAUACUUGUAUAUAAUUGCUUGGAGAGAGUAUAUAUGAUUAAAUUUCUGCUUACAGAAAAUUAUAAAAGAAUCUGUCCAUCAACACAUUUUGACAAUGUUGAAACCAUCAUGUCCAUUGUGCGUUUACACCUGUAGAUACAAAUUCAAUGUUGCUACUUAAAUGUAACAGAUCAAAAGUUUAAUGUCAUGAGGUAUUCCUCUUUCAUGAUGUUGCAGGAAUAUUCUGUAGCAAAUUACGGGAGGAUUAAAAAUCAGUUUAUGAGUUGGAGUGGAUGUUAGUUUUGAUAUUUAUUGAAUGGCUAGAACAUAAUAUAGGGGAUUGAUGCAUACUUGAAAUACUUUGAAUUGUGUUUGGCAUUUUCCCAUGGCUAGAUCCUGAAUAUUUUACACUGUGCCACUGGUGAGAUUUGAGUCAGAGGUGGUGUUAUAUGUAAUGGAGAUGGCAGCUACACACAUGGCCAUGUUUGAUAGUCAUGUCUACAAGGUGUUAUUGCAAUCAUAUCAACAAUCACUCCACUCUGCACUUGUGGACAACUGUAGGAGGGCCUACUUGUAACUGUGUCAAAUACUUUUGUGUGUGUGUACAAAUAAUUUCAGUCAUUUGUCAGAAUGAUGUGGACCAGAGAAAGCUGAAAAAGUAGUCAUUAGGAAGUGUUUGACAAGUUCUGUUAUCAUUCGUACAAACUUGUUAAACUUGUUUAAGAAAAGUGCCCUAGCUAUAGAAUAUAUCAAAUGAAUGUACAUUUUUGAGAGAAAUACUGUAGUAGAGGUAAGACUAUAAUGUCAAUGCAGGGCAAAGGCUCAAGUUGAAAUUGUUGCAACAAAUACUAUUAUACGUCAUGCUUAUAUUUUUUUUCCAUUUAGUUGCUAUUUUAAAUGUUGUUUAUAAUUUUGUAUAAAAUGUUUGAUGAAAAAAGUAAGUUUUGAAGACUAGCAUUUAUUUAAGUUGUUUAAGUUGGUUUUGUUGAAACAUUUAAAAGCAAUCAUAAGUUACCUAGGUUUACGGCGCAUACCAGUUAUAGUGUCUGUGUUUCAAUGUUGAACGUCAGACGUGUAGCACUUCUCAUGCAUAACUUGAAUAAAGACACUGUUCACCUGUCA
Molecule: messenger RNA, 10029 nt
Organism: Branchiostoma belcheri (Belcher's lancelet)
Lineage: Eukaryota; Metazoa; Chordata; Leptocardii; Amphioxiformes; Branchiostomatidae
Product: prolow-density lipoprotein receptor-related protein 1-like
Exons: 53
Coding region: 285-8288 (2667 amino acids)
Molecular function (GO): calcium ion binding; protein binding
Source: RefSeq, a predicted model, not a curated record